Messenger RNA from Tarenaya hassleriana, 1652 nucleotides. RefSeq names its product heat shock 70 kDa protein, mitochondrial-like. Bases 65 to 1165 code for a protein of 366 amino acids. The transcript is spliced from 3 exons. NCBI's taxonomy places the organism in Eukaryota, Viridiplantae, Streptophyta, Magnoliopsida, Brassicales, Cleomaceae. Gene Ontology annotation, molecular function: ATP-dependent protein folding chaperone; ATP binding. The record is from RefSeq and is a predicted model, not a curated record.
GUAAUUUCGUCUUUUUACAGGAAAAAAAAUGUGUUAUGUUUUUGGUGGUGUACAGGUGAAAUAGAUGCGACCUAAGUGGGUUGUUUGGGUAAAAAACCCGUUCGGGGCUCUGUUGGUGAUGACUUGUGCUUGCUACAGAUUGCUGAGGAAGGCCUCCAUGUCGCCUCUCCUAUCCGCCAUCAGAUCUACGCCCUCCUCUUUCGCUGCCUGCAAUCGAUCUAUCUCCUCUUCCCGCUGCAGCGUGCUCGACGACCCUCUCGCGACCUACAAAUCCAUGGAGAAUCCCCGAGGAGGAACUCUUUCGGCGGUUGGUAUCAACCACAAGGGUGAACUCCUUGUGGGAGCCCCAGCCAAACCGUUUGGAGACUCUCAGGCACAGACGGAGACGGAGAUGGAGAUGGAGAUGGUUCCCUGCAGGAUUGUUAAAGCUCCAAAUGGUGAUGCUUGGGCCGAAGCAAACGGGCAAAAAUACUCUUUUGGCCAGAUUGCACUUUUUGUUCUCCUGUAUAUGAAAAAAUUUGCCUUUGCACACCUUGUCAGAUUUUACAGCAGUGGUGUUAGGAUUCCAGCUUGUUUCAGGGAUGCACAAAUGGAAGUAACCUUUGAUAUUGAAGACGUUGACUCCUUUUCUGUCUUGGCGACAGACAACGCCUACAGGAAAGUAAUGGAGGAGGAGUCUCUGAUCGGCAACAUUGACUUGAUCGUCCACCGUAUUGAGGCAUUCUUGAGCAAGUACAGAGAGAGGACCCCUGCCGAGAUUGUGACGGAGUUUGAAACUGCUGUGUGUGAACUCAAGAGUGCCUUAAGACUGGAUAACGAAGAGGUCUUGGCCAAGUUAGAGGCUGCAAGAGAGGCCGUUUCGAAAAUACGCCAGCACAUGUCUAAAGACACCAAUUCUAUGGAAGGAGAGAUGGAGGAUGCCCUGAGAACCCUUUCGGCGGUUGGUAUUAACCGCAAGGGCAAACUCCUUGUGGGAACCUCAGCCAAACGGUUUGAAGACACUCAGACAGAGAUGGAGAUGGAAAUGGUACCGUGCAAGGCUUUUAAAGCUCCGAAUGGCGAUGCUUGGGUCGACGUGAACGGGCAGUUGUACACUGCUAGCCAGAUUGCAACUUUUCUUCUCCUGAAAAUGAAGGAACUUGCCGAACCACACACCUUGGAAUAACUGUCACCGAAGCUGAAAUCUGUCUUUUUGGUAUAAAGGGGGGACAAUUCGAGGUGACCAUCAGCGUUUAUCCCGAUGGAAGAGUUACUGUCGGGGCCAAAGACGAAGCCACCAUUAAAGAUAUGGAGGAGGAGUUUCUGAGCUUAACUGCUAUGUAUAGUUUCGACGAUCUCGAGUUUUCCUUGAGGGAGCACAGAGAGAAGCUCCCUGCCGAGAUUGUCACAGAGGUUGAAACCGCUUUGUCUGAACUCAGGAAAGUCAUGGCGGAAUCCAACUACGAAGAGAUGGGGGCCAAAACGGAUGCUGCAUUUGAGGCUCACGAUAGACUCAGGUCAUCAUUAAAGCUAGCACCAUGUCGCGCGGUCUUAAAACCCAGAUAAGUUUUAGACGAUUUUACUAUUAGCUUUAGAGAUAAUAUAAUUUAUUUUGAUGUUUUAAUUUAUAAUUCAGAUUCAUAAAUAAAAAUGAGAAAUCUUUUUCUUGGUCA